This is a messenger RNA of Elephantulus edwardii (Cape elephant shrew), 1736 nucleotides long. RefSeq names its product keratin, type II cytoskeletal 6C-like. Gene Ontology annotation, molecular function: structural constituent of skin epidermis. Gene Ontology annotation, biological process: intermediate filament organization; keratinization. NCBI's taxonomy places the organism in Eukaryota, Metazoa, Chordata, Mammalia, Macroscelidea, Macroscelididae. The record is from RefSeq and is a predicted model, not a curated record. Gene Ontology annotation, cellular component: keratin filament. The coding region runs from base 1 to 1680 and encodes 559 amino acids. The transcript has 9 exons.
AUGUCUAGCAAAUCCACCACAAGCCACCGUGCCUUCAGCACCAGCUCAGCCAGAGUCCCCAAGACUUGCCGCUCAGGCUUCAGCAGCGUCUCUGUGUCCCGCUCCAGGGGCAGUGGGGGCCUCACUGGGGCCUGUGGAGGAGCUGGCUUUGGCAGCAGGAGCCUCUACAGCCUGGGAGGCUCCAGGAGAAUCGCCAUUGGAGGUGGCAGCUGUGCCAUGAGGAGUGGAUAUGGCAGCAGAGUUGGAGGUGGCUUUGGCUUUGGAGCAGGAGCCGGUGGUGCAUUUGGUUUUGGUGCUGGAGCUGCUAGUGGCUUUGGGCUUGGUGGAGGAACUGGCUUUGCUGGUGGCUAUGGGGGCUCUGGCUUCCCUGUCUGCCCUCCUGGGGGCAUCCAAGAGGUCACUGUCAACCAGAGUCUCCUCACUCCUCUCAACCUGCAAAUUGACCCAACUAUCCAGAGAGUGAAGACUGAGGAGCGGGAACAGAUCAAGACCCUCAACAACAAGUUUGCCUCCUUCAUUGACAAGGUGCGGUUCCUGGAGCAGCAGAACAAGGUCCUUGAUACCAAAUGGACCCUGCUCCAAGAGCAGGGCACCAGGCCUGUAAGCCAGAAUCUGGACAUCCUGUUUGAGCAGUACAUCAACAACCUGCGGAGACAGUUGGAUAGUAUCACUGGGGAGAGAGGCCGCCUGGACUCAGAACUCAGAAGUGUGCAGGACCUGGUUGAGGACACCAAGAACAAAUAUGAAGAUGAAAUCAACAAGCGCACAGCAGCAGAGAAUGAAUUUGUCACUUUGAAGAAGGAUGUUGAUGCUGCUUACAUUACCAAGGUUGGCCUGCAAGCCAAUGUAGAUAGUCUUAUAGAUGAGAUCAAUUUCCUGAAAGCCUUCUAUGAUGCUGAACUAUCUCAGAUGCAAACUCACAUCUCAGACACAUCUGUGGUCCUGUCCAUGGACAACAACCGCAACCUGGACCUGGACAGCAUCAUUGCUGAGGUCAAAGCCCAAUAUGAAGAGAUUGCCCAGAGGAGCAGGGCUGAGGCCGAGUCCUGGUACCAGACCAAGUACGAGGAGCUGCAGGUCACAGCAGGCAGACAUGGGGAUGACCUUCGCAAUACCAAGCAGGAGAUUUCUGAGAUCAAUCGCACGAUCCAGAGGCUGAGAUCUGAGAUCGACCACGUCAAGAAACAGUGUGCCAGCCUGCAGGCUGCCAUUGCUGAUGCUGAACAGCGUGGAGAAAUGGCCCUCAAGGAUGCCAAGAACAAGCUGGAAGACCUGGAAGAUGCUCUGCAGAAGGCCAAGCAGGACAUGGCCAGGCUAUUGAAAGAUUACCAAGAACUGAUGAAUGUGAAGCUGUCCCUGGACGUGGAGAUUGCUACCUACAGGACAUUGCUAGAAGGCGAGGAGUGCAGGCUGAAUGGCGAAGGUGUUGGACAAGUCAACAUCUCUGUGGUGCAGUCCAACAUCUCCAACGGCUAUGGCAGCACCAGUGGGAUGGGUGGUGGUUUAAGCCUUGGUGGGGGCAGUGGCUACUCGUAUGGCAGUGGUCACAGCCUUGGAGGUGGCUUCAGUUCCAGCAGUGGCAGAUGCAUUGGAGGUGGCUUCAGUUCUACGGGAGGCAGCAGUUCCACUGUCAAAUACACCACCACCUCAUCCUCUAGCCGGAAGAGCUACAAGCACUGAAGCUCUACUGACAGUUCUCCAUCCAAUAGGCCUCAGGCCCCUGCUCCAGCUCCCUC